Chrysochloris asiatica (Cape golden mole) is the source of this 1071-nucleotide messenger RNA. RefSeq names its product chemokine (C-X3-C motif) receptor 1 (gene CX3CR1). NCBI's taxonomy places the organism in Eukaryota, Metazoa, Chordata, Mammalia, Afrosoricida, Chrysochloridae. The transcript has a single exon. Gene Ontology annotation, cellular component: membrane. Gene Ontology annotation, biological process: G protein-coupled receptor signaling pathway; chemotaxis; immune response. Bases 1 to 1071 code for a protein of 356 amino acids. Gene Ontology annotation, molecular function: C-X3-C chemokine receptor activity. The record is from RefSeq and is a predicted model, not a curated record.
AUGUCCAUCCCCUCCGCUGAACCAACUUCGGAUAACUUCGAAUAUGAUGUGGCUGCCGAAGGCUGUAUUGAAGGACACAUCGUGGACUUUGGGGGUGUCUUCCUGCCCAUAUUCUACUCGUUUAUCUUUGCCCUUGGCUUGGUGGGGAAUUUGCUGGUGGUGUUUUCCCUUACCACCAGCCGGAAACCCAAGAGCAUCACGGACAUAUAUCUACUGAACCUGGCCCUGUCCGACCUGCUCUUUGUAGCCACCUUGCCUUUCUGGAUUCACUAUGUGAUAUAUGACCAAGGCUUCAACAAUGCCGUGUGCAAACUUGUUACUGCCUUCUUCUUCAUUGGCUUUUUUGGGAGCAUAUUCUUCAUCACCAUCAUCAGCAUUGAUAGGUACCUAGCCAUCGUACUUGCUGCCCACUCCAUCAAUAAUCGGACUGUGCAGCACGGCGUCAUCAUCAGCCUCAGUGUUUGGGGAGCAGCUAUCCUGGUGGCAGCACCCCAGUUCAUGUUCACAAAGCAGCAAGAUGGCGAAUGCCUUGGUGACUACCCUGAGGUCCUCCAGGAAAUCUGGCCCGUGCUCCGCAACGUGGAAGCCAGUCUUUUCGGCUUCCUGCUUCCCCUGCUUAUUAUGAGUUAUUGCUAUUUCAGAAUCCUCUGCACGCUGUUUUCCUGCAAGAACCACAAGAAAGCAAAAGCCAUUAAGCUGAUCUUCCUAGUGGUGACUGUGUUUUUCCUCUUCUGGACACCCUAUAAUGUUUUGAUUUUCCUGGAGACCCUCAAUUUCUACCACUUCUUUUCCAGCUGUGACAUAAAGAAGGACCUGAGGCUGGCCCUCAGCGUGACAGAGACUAUUGCAUUUAGCCACUGUUGCCUAAAUCCACUGAUCUAUGCAUUUGCUGGAGAGAAGUUCAGAAAAUACCUGUACUACCUGUACAGGAAGUACCUGGCUGUUCUUUGUGGCUGUUCGGUCCAUGUCAAUCUCUCGCCACCAGAAUCACAAGCAAGUCGACGGGGAAGUGUUCUGAGCAGCAAUUUUACUCGCUCCAUGACUGAUGGAGAUGCAUCCAUCCUUCUCUGA